UCAUUUAGUUAAAAGCACAUUAGUUGUCAAUUUAACAAGCAGAAAAUGCAGUUUCCAGUCGACAGACUGAGAGGGGAGGAACUGAAAUCGACUCGUUCAGACUCCAUUUUAACAAUUCAGAGCAGUAGUGUAGAGCAGUAGUAGUGAAACGGGGGAAACUAUAUUGUCAAUGAUACUUCCUGCUCUCUCAGUCAGAAUGUGUGUGUGUGUGUGUGUGUGUGUGUGUAGGCUGGAAAAGGAAAUGUUAAUUUCAAUCACACAAGUGUCGACAUACGUGGUAUACUUUCACUGUUCACUGAUUCAGUGUAACUGGUUUACCUCUCACUCUGACUGAAGUCCAGAAGAUGAGUGAUUGUGUAGACACAAAGGAGGACGGAGGAGAGUCUCAAGAAUACACCACCAGUGAUGGGUCCAAAGUUACUCCUUCAGCCCUCAGUAAUGAGCCUGAACCUUCAGCUACAAGAUGGAUGAAGGGGAGCAGUAUUUCUGUGGAGGAGCAGCUGUCCUGUUGUGCUUUGUGUCAGAAUGUCCUAAAGGAUCCAGUCUCCACCAGCUGUGGACACUGGUUCUGCAGAGAGUGCAUCACCUCAUACUGGGACCAGUCUGGUUCAUCACAAGACUCCUGCUGUCCCCAGUGUGGAGAAACAUACAGAAUAAGCCCUGGCCUGCAGAAAACAAGUGAGACCAGCACUGUACAAACAGACAGUGUUCUGCAGGAGGUUUUAGAUGAACAUAAGAUCAGUCUGAGGAAGAGAUGUGAACGUGUGACUGAAGGAACUGAUGAAACAGGAAGUGAAAGCCUCCUCAACAGGAUCUACACUGAGCUCUACAUCACAGAGGGACAGAGUGAAGAGGUUAAUACCCAACAUGAGGUGAGGCAGCUUGAGACGGCUUCCAAGAUGAAGACCCACCAUGACACUCCAAUCAAGUGCCACGACAUCUUCAAAGCCUUAACUGACCAACAGAGACACAUCAGAGUGGUUCUGACCAACGGUGUCGCUGGUGUUGGAAAAACCUUCUCGGUGCAGAAGUUCACUCUGGACUGGGCAGAGGGCUUGGAAAACCAAGAUGUCAGUCUGCUGGUUCUGCUUUCAUUCAGGGAGCUGAACUUGAUCAAAGAUGAGCAGUACAGUCUUCUCAUGCUGCUCCAAGUUUUCCAUCCAACAUUACAGAAGGUCACAGCAGAGACGCUCACUGUCUGUAAAGUUCUGUUCAUCUUUGACGGCCUGGAUGAAAGCAGACUGUCACUGGAUUUUCACAACACCAAGGUUGUUUUUGAUGUCACACAGAAGUCACCAGUCAAUGUUCUGUUGACAAACCUCAUCCAGGGGAAUCUGCUUCCCUCAGCUCUGGUCUGGAUAACUUCCCGACCUGCAGCAGCAAGUCAGGUCCCUCCCACAUGCAUUGACAGGGUAACAGAAGUACGAGGCUUCAAUGACAUCCAAAGGGAAGAGUACUUCAGGAGGAGAUUCAGUGACGAAAAGGUGUCCAACAGAAUCAUUUCACACAUCAAGGCAUCCAAGAGCCUCCACAUCAUGUGUCAAAUCCCAGUCUUCUGCUGGAUCUCUGCUACAGUUCUGGAGCACAUGUUGACUACUGACCAGAAAGGAGAGCUGCCCAAGACCGUGACUGACCUGUACUCACACUUCCUGCUGGUUCAGACAAAGAGGAAGAAGCACAAGUAUGAUGAGGGACAAGAGACAAGUCCACAGGAGCUGAUGGAGGCUGACAGGGAAGUUCUUCUGAAGCUGGGGAGGCUGGCGUUUGAAAAUCUGGAGAAAGGAAAUAUCAUGUUCUAUGAAGAGGACCUGGAGCAGUGUGGUCUUGAUGUCAAAGAGGCCUUGGUGUACUCAGGAGUUUGCACAGAAAUCUUCAAAAGAGAGUGUGUGAUCUUCCAGAAAACAGUCUACUGCUUUGUUCAUCUGAGCAUUCAGGAGUUUCUCGCUGCAGUCUACAUGUCCCACUGUUACACCAAUAGGAAGACACAGGUACUGAAGAACUUCCUGGGAGAAGACUGGAAAUAUAAAAACCCAUUGGAGGAGUUCAGAGUGAGUGAAGAUGAGGAAAAUUAUGACAGUGACUUGGCAUACCUGGAAGAUGAUGACUAUGAUGAUGAUGUUGAUUAUGAUGAUGAUGAUGAUCAUUACAAUGACUAUGAUGAUGAUCAUAAUGAUGAUGACUAUAUUGAUGUUGAUAAUGAUCCUUAUGAUGAAGAUGAUCACAAUGAUGACUAUAGUGAUGAUGAUAAUGAUCCUUAUGAUGAAGAUGAUUAUGACUAUAGUGAUGAUGAUAAUGAUCCUUAUGAUGAAGAUGAUCACCAGUAUGAUGAAGAUAAUAAUCAUGAUAGUGACAAUGACAAUGAUCAUGAUAAUGAUGAUCAUGAUGACAUGCAUGAUGAUGAUCAAGAUGAUGGUGUUGCUAACGUAUACCCUUCACCAGCAGCCUUCCUGAAGCUAACAAUGGAAAAAGCACUCAGGAGUAGAAAUGGCCACCUGGACCUUUUUGUUCGCUUCCUUCAUGGCCUCUCUCUAGAGUCCAACCAGAAACUCUUAGGAGACCUUCUGGGUCAGACAGAGAACAGUCCGGAAAUCAUCCAGAGAGCCAUCAACAACCUGAAGGAGAUGAACAUUGAUGACAUCUCUCCCGACAGAAGCAUCAACAUCUUCCACUGUCUGGUGGAGAUGAACGACCACUCAGUACAUCAGGAGAUCCAAGAGUUCCUGAAAUCAGAGAACAGAUCAGAGAAGAAACUCUCUGAGAUCCACUGCUCAGCUCUGGCCUACAUGUUGCAGAUGUCAGAGGAGGUUCUGGAUGAGUUGGACCUGAGAAAGUACAACACAUCAGACCAGGGACGACAGAGACUGAUUCCAGCUGUGAGGAACUGCAUGAAAGCACGACUUACUGCAUGUGAGCUCUCAGAGACUCACUAUGAAGUCGUGGCUUCAGCUCUGAAAUCAAACCCCUCCUAUCUGAAAGAGUUGGACCUAAGUGGAAAUGACCUGCAGGAUUCUGGGGUGAAACAGCUGUCUUCUGGACUGGAGAGUCUAAACUGUGGACUGGAGACUCUGAGAUUGAGUGACUGCAGUUUGUCAGAGAUCAACUGUGCUUCUCUGGCCUCAGCUCUGAAGUCCAACCCCUCCCACCUCAGAGCUCUGGACCUGAGUCUCAAUGACCUGCAGGAUCCAGGAGUGACAGAGCUGUGUGGUUUUCUGGAGAGUCCAGACUGUAGACUGGAGGCUCUGAGGUUGUGGUCCUGCUAUUUGUCAGAGAUCAGCUGUGCUUUUCUGGUCUCAGCCCUAAAGUCCAACCCCUUCCAUCUGAGAGAACUGGAUCUGAGUGGAAUUUGGGACCUGCAGAUUUCAGACCUCAAGGAGCUGUGUGGUUUCUUGGAGAGUCCAGACUGUAGACUGGAGGCUCUAAAGGUCAAUGACAGGGAGAUUAAAGCCUCCAGAGACAAAACAUAUGUCUCUUAUGUCAAACUGGACCCAAACACAGACACAGAGCUGGAUGCAUCUGAGGACAACACGGAGCUGAUGAAGCCUCCAUCAAGCUUCACACCAGAACUGCAAACUGAAUCUACACAAGUCGCAUACAGGUUCAGGUGUCCUGGUCCAGGUGGGUUCCAGUGUGCUUUGACUGGACUGGUGUUUGUCAUGACUCAGAAAGCGCAGCUGCUCUACAAGACUGUCCAAUGGGACGAGAGCCUCCUCCACUCCACGGGCAAGAUGGCUGCAGGGCCGCUGUUUGAUAUCCAGUGUCCUGAGGAUGCUGUCUAUCAGCUCCACAUCCCACACUGUGAAACAAAGGAUGCUCUGCUCUCUGAGUGCCGACUGUCUGUCGCCCACAUCAGUGACGAUGGAAUGAGCAUCCUCAAACCGCUGGAGAUCACAGACACCCAUGUGAUUGUCAACGUCCCUCAUCUCUCUGCCUUUGGCCUGGUCUGGGAGUUUUUAGGGAGGAUUUGGAACAACAUGAACCCAAUCAGCGGCCAAAUUUUGCUGUUCCUGCGACCACCAAACCCAAAAACACAGAGGCAAAACCUCAAUGUGCUUCUCCUGCCAAUCAACAUCCCUCUGGAGGAGGUGAUUGCAAAACAGAGAAAUUCUGAGUACAUCCAGGCACCUUCCAUAUGCAGAUUCAUCAAAGACCAAAGUUACACUGUUCACUGUCCGAAGGCCUACAAAAUACAGCCUCAGAAAGCAGAGUUUUACCUGAAUUUUGGACCAAACUACCACCCAACGUUUGAGAUCCGCCUGCCUACAAACACAGAAGAAGUGACUAUAACGGUCCGAGACCAAACAAAUGAAGAUGUCUGGGAGCAUAAUGUUGACCUGACUGGUAAAGAUGAAUAGAAAAGAAGAGAAGAGAGUGAUAGUUAUUGAUUGGUCCAUGGUGCCUUUAUACUUUGUUUAAAUACUGUCUUUAUCUGAUGUUGGUUUGUAUCUUUUUCAAGUUUUCUUGCCACAGGAGAGUGUCAAACCAAAUUUUGUUGUAGGUACAAUGACAACAAAACUUCCUCAGAUCACCUUCAGUCUGCUACAAUUUUAAUGGAUCUUAUUGGCCAUGGAUCUCCAGGGCCAAUGUGUAUAAAAUUAGUGAGAAAUGGUCCUGAAUCAGUCAAUAGUUGUUGCCUAUAUAUCUAUGUACAGAUACAUCAGGUGUCAAAUUAAAUAAAAACAUAAAGUGUCUUAGUAAGUUGUAGGGCUGCCAGAACAACUUCAGUGUACCUUGGCAUUGAUUCUCCAAGUCUCUGGAACUCUACUGGAGGUAUGAAGCACCAUUUUCCCAGACAAUAUUCCCUCAUUUGGUGUUUGAUGAUGGUGGUGGAGAGCGCUGUCUAACACAUCAGUCCAAAGUCUCCCCAUGGUGCUCAUUUGUGUUUGAGAUCUGGUGACUGUGAAGGCCAUAGCAUAUAAUUCACAUAAUUUUCAGUCACAUCAAACCAUUCAGUGAGCCUUCAUGCCCUAUGGAUGAGGGCAAUGUCAUCCUGUUUCACCACUCAUUUUCCUUUAAUUUGUCACCUGUCUCUAUACUAUAUACAGUAUAUGUUAUAUUUAACACAAGUACUUUUCUUGUCCAUCUUUCAGAUCCUGGCUCCAGCAGGGACUCCAAGUGUCCCAGCGGACAGGAGUGUCCAAGUACAGACUCCAAGUGUCCCAGCAUGGACUCCGAAUAUGCCUGAAGGGACUUCAAGUGUUCUAGUAUGGACUCCAGGUUCCCCAACGGGGAUUCAGAGUGUCCAAGAACAGACUCCAAGUGUCCCGGCAUUGACUCUGAGCAUCCCAGCAGAAAAGAAGCUGAUGACUGUUCGGACACAGUUCAUCGACAGAGUGUCUGAACCUGUUCUACGUAAGCUGCAGGAUAAACUCCUGGAACAUGGAGUGAUAACUGAUGAGGAAAUGGAGUCUGCUGGUACACUGAACAGAGCAGACACAGCGCGUAUGGUAAUCGACAUGGUGAGAAAAAAGGGAUCACGCGCCAGUUCAGCUCUGAUCAUUGCCCUCUGUGAAGAGGAUUCAUGUCUUGCAACAGAGUUGAACUUAAUGUGAAGCAGAGACGAUUUGUAUCAGGGUAUCUCUGUCUUACACCAACACAUUUUUAAUUCUCAAGUUAAACUUUAGCCAUUUCAUCUAUUGUUUACGCAUAGCAGGUAGAUAUGUUAAAACUGCAUGAAUCAGGGUUACCUGUACUGUACAGAGUCACAUGAUAAAUUUUGUCUAAUGUAUGUUUCCACAGUUCAGUUCCACUAAUUCAUCAGUUCAACAACCACAUCAUUUCAUAGGUUUAAUUUGGAGUUGGACCCUGUGUUCUGUUGUGGACAUGAAAAUCUAUUCUGCUUUGACUCAUCAAAGAUUUGUAUACUGACACAAAUGUAGCUGUACAAUUACUUAAUGUUUGGCACUAUGCUUUACGGUUAAUAAAUAACAUUUUUUGUCUCAAA
This is a messenger RNA of Lates calcarifer (barramundi perch), 5941 nucleotides long. Its product is annotated as NACHT, LRR and PYD domains-containing protein 12. The record is from RefSeq and is a predicted model, not a curated record. Gene Ontology annotation, molecular function: protein binding; metal ion binding. Bases 345 to 4352 code for a protein of 1335 amino acids. Lineage: Eukaryota; Metazoa; Chordata; Actinopteri; Centropomidae. The transcript is spliced from 13 exons.